This is a messenger RNA of Wasmannia auropunctata (little fire ant), 477 nucleotides long. Its product is annotated as innexin inx3-like. NCBI's taxonomy places the organism in Eukaryota, Metazoa, Arthropoda, Insecta, Hymenoptera, Formicidae. Gene Ontology annotation, biological process: phototransduction. Gene Ontology annotation, cellular component: plasma membrane; gap junction. Gene Ontology annotation, molecular function: gap junction channel activity. The transcript has a single exon. The annotation marks the transcript as partial. The record is from RefSeq and is a predicted model, not a curated record.
CGAAUUAAAACGAUCGUUGGUUUUCCUCAGGUCGGCAACAUAUUCUUCGUGGACACCUUUCUGGGCGGCGCUUUCCUCACGUACGGCACGGACGUGCUGAAGUUCAGCAACAUGAAUCAAGACGACCGUACCGACCCGAUGAUCGCGGUGUUCCCGCGCGUAACCAAGUGUACCUUCCACAAAUUUGGUGGCUCCGGUACAAUCCAGACGAUCGACGCGCUGUGCAUACUCGCGCUCAAUAUCCUCAACGAGAAGAUUUACAUCUUCCUGUGGUUCUGGUUCAUCAUACUGGCGGUCUUCUCCGGCCUGGCGGUGCUGUACAGCAUGGCCAUAGUGCUGAUGCCCAGCACGCGCGAAACGAUUCUCAAGAAGCGCUUCAAGUUUGGCACAUCAGCCACGGUCAGCACGCUCAUUCGAAAGACGCAGGUGGGAUUUCUUCUUCUUUUUUUUUCUUCGACUAGUCGACGAUCGAUAAUU